AUGAAAACCUUGCCCACUUGGGUGGACACUGUUUAUGAUAGCAAUAAACAAGAGCAGUGUGUGUGGAAUUUAUGUUUUAGUCCUGAUGGUCAGCGACUGGUUGUGGCUGCAGGAACCAGGGUUCAUGUCUAUGAUGCCAAUGAUGGGUCUAUAAUCCAGUCACUGAAGGGUCACAAAGAAACAGUUUACUGUGUUGCUUACGCUAAAGAUGGGCAAAGAUUUGCAUCUGGCUCAGCAGACAAAAGUGUCAUCAUUUGGACAAAUAAAUUAGAAGGGAUUCUGAAAUACACACAUAAUGAUGCAAUCCAGUGCCUUGCUUACAAUCCGGUCAGCCAUCAGUUGGUCAGUUGUGCGGUCACUGACUUUGGUCUGUGGUCACCAGAACAGAAGGCAGUGUCCAAACACAAAGUCAGCAGUCGUAUCACCUGCUGCAGCUGGACCAAUGAUGGACAGUACCUGGCAGUGGGUUUGUACAAUGGUUUGGUCAGCAUCAGAAACAAGUCAGGAGAAGAAAAGGUUAAAAUUGAGCGACCCCAGGCCAACAUGGCCCCUGUUUGGUCCCUGUCGUGGAAUCCAAACAGGGAUGAGCAGUCUGAUAUCCUAGCUGUUGCAGAUUGGGGCCAGAGACUGUCAUUUUAUCAACUGUCUGGGAAACAGAUUGGAAAAGAUCGUCUACUGGGAUAUGACCCGUGCUGUCUGAGCUGGUUCUCAAAAGGAGAGUACAUUGUUGUUGGUGGAGCAAACAAGCAGUGCUGCCUGUACACAAAGGAAGGAGUUAAGCUGGGAGCCAUUGGCGAGCCAUCAGGCUGGGUAUGGUGCUGUGCUGUGAAACCAGACUCAAACUAUGUGGCUGUAGGAAGCAAUGAUGGGACAGUAGCCAUCUAUCACUUGAUGUUCAGUACAGUUCAUGGCCUGUACAGAGACAGAUACGCGUACCGGGACAGCAUGACUGACAUUAUUAUUCAACAUCUUAUCACUGAUCAGAAAGUUCGGAUCAAGUGCCGUGAUCUGGUGAAAAAAAUUGCCAUCUACAAGAACAGACUCGCUGUGCAGCUGCCAGAUCGGAUCAUCAUCUAUGAAUUGUAUUCAGAUGAUACUGCAGACAUGCAUUACCGUGUGAAAGAGAAGAUCCACAAAGAGUUUGAGUGUAACCUUCUGGUAGUUUGCUCACAGCACAUCAUUCUGUGUCAGGAGAAGCGCUUGCAGUGUUUUUCCUUCUCUGGUGACAAAGAGAGAGAGUGGGUGAUGGAAUCAAUCAUCCGCUACAUCAAAGUUAUUGGUGGGCCUCCAGGAAAGGAAGGACUCCUAGUUGGACUCAAAAAUGGCCAGAUCCUGAAGAUUUUUGCCGACAAUGCUUUCCCCAUCCUGCUGCUAAAACAAAGUACUUCAGUGAGGUGCCUGGACUUGAGUGCCACCCGCAAUAAGCUGGCUGUAGUGGAUGAUCAGAGCACCUUGCUUGUCUAUGAACUCGUAACGAAAGAACUUCUUUUCCAGGAGAGGGGAGCGGUUAGCGUAGCCUGGAAUUCCCAGUACGAAGACAUGCUUUGUUUCUCUGGCAAUGGCAUGCUCAGCAUCAAGGCAGGAAACUUUCCUGUGCAUCAACAAAAGCUGCAGGGCUUUGUGGUUGGUUUCAAUGGUUCAAAGAUAUUCUGCCUUCAUGUAUAUGCAAUGACGUCUGUGGAUGUGCCCCAGUCAGCCCCAAUGUACCAAUACCUAGAAAAGAAAAUGUUUCAAGAUGCAUACAAAGUGGCAUGUUUGGGUGUCACUGAGGGUGACUGGGAGGCCCUGGCUCAUGAUGCUCUUGAAGGUUUAGAUUUUGAGACGGCCAAGAAGUCAUUCAUUAGAGUCAAAGACCUGCGUUACCUGGAGCUGAUACAUUCGAUAGAGGAACGUAGACGUCGAGGAGAGCAAGACAACAUGGUGUUCCUAGCAGACGUGUAUGCAUAUCAGGGCAAGUUCCAAGAGGCUGCCAAGUUGUACAAAAAGUCAAAUCAAGAGCAGAAGGCACUGAAUAUGUACACAGAUCUCCGAAUGUUUGAACAGGCCAAGGAGUUCCUUGGGGCAGGUGAUGCGCUGGACAAGAAACUUCUAAUCACCAAACAGGCAGACUGGGCCAAGAAUAGCAACGAACCACGAGCUGCUGCUGAGAUGUACAUUUCUGCUGGAGAGUAUAUGAAAGCCAUUGACAUCAUAGGAGACCAUGGCUGGCCUGAUAUGAUGAUAGAUCUGGCUCGCAAGAUAGACAAAGCUGACAGAGAAGCUUUAACCCGAGCUGCCCAUUACCUGGCCAAGAUGGAGCAGUAUGAGUAUGCAGCUGAAGUUUAUAACAAAAUGGGAGAUCACAAGGCAUUGAUAGCCAUGAGAGUAGAAGCCAAACAUUGGGAUGAUGCAUUUGCAAUAGUAGAGAAAUACCCAGAGUACAAGACUGAAGUUUAUGUGCCCUAUGCUCAGUGGUUGGCAGAGAAGGACAGGUUCGAAGAAGCCCAGCAAGCAUUCCACAAGGCUGGACUUCAAGCAGAAGCAGUCAAAGUAUUAGAGCAGCUUACCCACAAUGCAGUAGCAGAAUCUAGAUUUGAUGAUGCAGGGUAUUAUUUCUGGAAGCUCUCCAUUCAGUGCCUGGAUAUUGCAAGAGAAGAGUCUGAUAAAAGGCAAGACAUGCUGCAAAAGUUCCAAGAUUUUCAAAAGAAAGCAGAAUUGUACUAUAUUUACCAUACCAUUUACAGACACGUGGUGGAGCCAUUUACCAGUGUACUGCCUGAAGGCCUGUUCAACAUGUCUCGCUAUCUUCUACACAACAUUGAAGAAGAAGCGUGCUAUGGCAUUUCAAAAUCAUAUCCUUUCCUGCAUGGGAUUAAAAAACCAGUCAAAAAUCUGGGAGCAUACAAACUGGCACGAACAGCAUAUGAAAAACUCAGGCUGUUGCAAAUUUCUCAACGGUUCCAAGAUACUGUAGACCUCGGCUCCUUAACAAUCAGGUCCAAGCCCUUCCAUGAUGCAGAUGAACUUCUGCCCAUGUGCUAUCGCUGUUCUACAACCAAUCCCUUACUGAAUAAAACAGGAAAUAAAUGUGUCAACUGCAAGCAGCCAUUCGUGCAUUCCUUUGUUAACUUUGAGAUUUUGCCAUUGGUAGAAUUUGUGCUGGAAGAUGGACUGACAGAUGAAGAGGCCGUUCAUAUUUUGGAUAUGUCGAUUCCUAAACAGAAAAAGAAAGGGCUCUGGUCUGAAACUAAAAUGGGCACUUUUCAGUCGCUACGUUUAGGUGAUGAACAGACAGAAGAUGAAGAUCCAUUUGCAGCCAGUAUACGGUCAACUAGUGAUAACCUUGAGUUCACACCUGUAGUCGUCAGCAGAGCAACACUGAAAUCACUGUCGAGGUCAGAAGUGUAUGUGCUUAAGUGGCCAAGACCAUUGAGAUACCAGUUCUUUAAAACACUACUGCCAGAUGUGCCAGUCACAUUCUGUUCCACAUGUAACAAGCUUUUCCACACAGAUGACUUUGAACAGCAGUACCUUCAGCGUGGCCACUGCCCGUUCUGCCGAUCCAAAUAUGAUGACUGA
This is a messenger RNA of Candidula unifasciata, 3558 nucleotides long. NCBI's taxonomy places the organism in Eukaryota, Metazoa, Mollusca, Gastropoda, Stylommatophora, Geomitridae. The record is from the annotation of a GenBank genome assembly.